AUGGCUUCUCUUCCCACACCAACAGUUACAGCUGCCGGAGCCACCACUAAAACCUACUCUUCUUCUUUCACCACCACUUCCCCUGUCAUCUCUUCUUGGCCGUUGUUCUCGAAGAAAUGUGCCCUUAAUAAGCCACUAAAACACAAAAUCUCUUGCAAUGCUGGUUCUUCUGAGAACUCCCUGAACAACCUUGAUCGCCGGAAUGUUCUUCUCGGUCUCGGUGGUCUCGCCGGAGCUGUGAACUUGACGUCAGUUCCGUCUGUCGGAGCUGCGCCAAUAUCCGCCCCGGAUAUUUCCAAAUGUGGGACUACUCCUCUUACAGGGUUUAGACCUGGGGACAACACUCCUACCGGCGGGGACUGUUGCCCGCCGGACUCCACCCAGAUCAUGGACUUUAAGUUCCCUAAGAAUGAGGCGUUCCGGGUGAGACCCGCAGCCCAUUUGCUCAGCCCUAAGUACAUUGCUAAAUUCAACGAAGCGAUCAAACGCAUGAAGGAACUUCCCGAAACCGAUCCCCGAAACUUUCUGCAACAAGCACACAUUCACUGUGCUUACUGCAAUGGCGCUUACACUCAAUCUUCAAGUGGAUUUCCCGAUAUUGAAAUCCAGAUUCAUAACUCAUGGCUGUUUUUCCCCUUCCACCGUUGGUACCUCUACUUUUACGAGAGAAUCCUGGGGAGCUUGAUCGAUGAUCCCACUUUCGCUUUGCCAUUCUGGAACUGGGACACCCCUGCCGGAAUGACAAUUCCGAAAUACUUUAACGAUCCCAAAAACGCAGUCUUUGAUCCCAAAAGAAACCAAGGUCACUUGAAAGGAGUCGUCGAUCUAGGUUACAAUGGGAAAGAUUCAGACACUACUGAUAUCGAAAAGGUGAAGAACAAUCUCGCGAUAAUGUAUCGUCAAAUGGUGACAAACGCCACCGACCCCACAGCUUUCUUCGGUGGUGAGUAUCGUGCCGGAAUCGAACCCAUUAGCGGUGGUGGAUCAGUCGAACAAAGCCCACACACACCUGUUCACCGGUGGGUCGGUGACCCAAGAGAACUAAACGGUGAAAACCUCGGUAACUUCUACUCCGCCGGUCGUGACACGCUCUUUUACUGUCACCAUUCCAACGUCGAUCGAAUGUGGUCGCUGUGGAAGAUGCAGGGAGGCAAACACAAGGACAUCACCGAUCCCGAUUGGCUCAACACCUCUUUCGUGUUUUACGACGAAAACAAGAAUCUUGUUCGAGUGUAUGUUAAGGAUUGUUUGUUCACAAACCAGCUAGGGUACGACUACCAGAGAGUCGACGUACCAUGGCUAAAAAGCAAGCCAGUCCCACGUGCACCCAGGUCUGGAGUUGCGAGGAAAUCCAUCGGAAAAGUAAAACAGGCGAAGGAAGUUUCCUUCCCGGUGAAACUCGACAAGAUCGUGAAGGUUUUGGUGGCAAGACCGAAGAAAUCAAGAAGCAAGAAGGAGAAGGAGGACCAAGAGGAGCUUUUGAUUGUGCAGGGUAUCACUUAUGAUAGCGAGAAGUACGUGAAGUUUGAUGUGUAUGUGAACGACGAGGACGACGAUGCUAGUGCACCAGAUCAGACUGAGUUCGCCGGAAGUUUCGCACAGUUGCCACACAAACACAAGGGUAAGACGAUGAGCAAGACCAACUUCCGCGCCGGACUGACGGAGCUGCUGGAGGAUCUGGAGGCCGACGACGAUGAUAAUGUUUUGGUGACGAUUGUCCCAAGGUCCGGAUCCGAAGACAUCACCAUUGAUAACAUCAAGAUCAUAUACGCUUGA
Molecule: messenger RNA, 1776 nt
Organism: Lactuca virosa
Lineage: Eukaryota; Viridiplantae; Streptophyta; Magnoliopsida; Asterales; Asteraceae
Source: the annotation of a GenBank genome assembly